Molecule: messenger RNA, 5965 nt
Organism: Sceloporus undulatus (fence lizard)
Lineage: Eukaryota; Metazoa; Chordata; Lepidosauria; Squamata; Phrynosomatidae
Gene: ASB7
Product: ankyrin repeat and SOCS box containing 7
Exons: 7
Coding region: 648-1604 (318 amino acids)
Biological process (GO): intracellular signal transduction
Molecular function (GO): protein binding
Source: RefSeq, a predicted model, not a curated record
GAGAGAGAGAGACGGAGAGACAGAGAAGAGAAAGGAAGGAAGGAAAGAAGGAGGCGGCAGCGGCUUCUUCUUGUUUUCUGUUUCCCCUUCGGUCUUUCCCCCUCUAAGCGGCUGGAGGGCAGCGGCGGCCACGGCUCCUGCUCCUCCUCCUCCUCUUCUUCUUCUUCGGGGCCUGACAGAGGGAAGGUUGAAAAGAGGAAGACAGGCAGGCUUGGACUAUGGAGCGCAGUUUGGCGCAGGAAAUACAGAAGGUAUGAAAAGCUAUGGAGAUUGCCCCCGCUUCCUCCAGGUUUCAGAUGUUGUGAAAGGUGUGGCGCUUCGCAGCUUUCGUCCCUAGAGAAGAAGCAGGACAUACGUUUUCAGAUGGGACUGUUACACAAGGCUCAUGCUGCUGCAGAAGAUGUGUAUACAUUUUGAAUCCAAAAUAAAAGUCAAGAGGUGAAGAUAUAAUGAAAGAACCCUGUAUACAGUUUGGUUUAGCAAGACUGCAGUCUUCAUUUCAAGAAGGGACUGCUUGCUUGGCAUGUGAACAGGAUUAUGUAUAAUGAAGAUGGAAAACAAAGCUUACAAAAACUGACCUCUACCUAUAAGUUUAAGGUGACCUGUGAGACUUCAUGAUCCUUCUUUAGGAGGCAGAUUCUGGAACGAUGUUACAUCACCACUGCCGGAGGAACCCUGAGCUACAGGAAGAGUUGCAGAUUCAGGCUGCGGUGGCUGCUGGGGAUGUGCAUACUGUCCGCAAGAUGUUAGAGCAGGGCUAUUCUCCAAAUGGUCGAGAUGCCAAUGGUUGGACCUUGCUUCACUUCUCAGCUGCAAGAGGGAAAGAAAGAUGCGUUCGUGUAUUCCUCGAACAUGGAGCUGAUCCUACAGUGAAAGACUUAAUUGGUGGCUUCACUGCUCUACAUUAUGCAGCCAUGCACGGCCGGGCCCGGAUUGCACGCUUAAUGUUGGAAUCGGACUACCGCGUCGAUAUCAUUAAUGCAAAGAGCAACGAUGGCUGGACUCCCCUGCAUGUGGCAGCUCAUUAUGGCAGAGACUCAUUUGUCCGACUCUUGCUGGAGUUCAAAGCCGAAGUUGAUCCCCUCAGUGACAAAGGUACUACACCACUUCAGCUGGCCAUUAUCCGUGAAAGGUCCAGCUGUGUCAAAAUCCUCCUAGAUCAUAAUGCCAAUAUUGACAUUCAAAAUGGCUUCCUGUUACGCUAUGCUGUGAUCAAAAGCAAUCACUCUUAUUGCCGGAUGUUCCUUCAGAGAGGAGCGGACACAAACCUGGGGCGCUUGGAGGAUGGACAGACACCAUUGCACUUAUCUGCUCUUAGGGAUGAUGUGCUCUGUGCACAGAUGUUAUACAAUUAUGGUGCAGACACUAAUACAAGGAACUAUGAAGGACAGACUCCACUGGCGGUUUCAAUAAGUAUUUCUGGAAGUAGCCGACCUUGUUUGGAUUUCCUACAAGAAGUAACAAGGCAGCCCCGGAACUUGCAAGAUCUAUGCCGAAUUAAAAUCCGUCAGUGUAUAGGCCUUCAAAACCUCAAACUACUUGACGAACUACCAAUUGCCAAGGUCAUGAAAGACUACUUAAAACACAAAUUUGAUGAUAUCUGACCUUUUGCGAAACGUCUGGACAAUAAGCAAGAUUAGUUUAUAUUCCAGAUACCUUUCAAAGGCUGGUCACCUUGCACAAUGUAUAUCCUAUGCAAUUUCUGAUUUUUUGUUUUCUUUCCCGAGAAGUCAGAAGGCAGGUAUACAAUUCCUUGAGGGGAGGAGGUGUUUUAUACCAAAUGCUAGAAGGUCUUUUUGAAAUUAUAAUUUCUUGGUCCACGUUUACAAGAUUUAAACUUUCUUAACAACCUCACAGUUGCGGAUUUUGGUGUCCUUUUUUCCUGUUUUGUUUUGGGUUUUUUUUUCCAAUACAGGGGGAAUUUGGGUUUGUUUUAAAGCAUCACUUUUGAAAACUUAAAAGUUGCAGCUUUAGAACGAAGAAGGGAAGGAGCGUCACUUGUUCGAAGGAAGCCUUCCCUCAUGCCCAGGUAGCAUGUGUGAUACUGUGAGAUGGCUAGAUGAAUCCUAAACAAAGAAAAAGUGGGGGAGUUGUGGGAGCAAUCCACCAGGUGCUAUUGUUGGGUUCUUCUGUUGGUGAGACAUCCCAGACAAGCUCCUCUGAAUAGCAACAGUGCUUGGUGGAUUAAUCCGCUAGUACUGCUCCCAUACCAAGGACCAAUAUGGACAGGAGUCCCAGCAAUUCAUUGGAUUCCACAUGGUCACAAUUUUCUCCCCGUACAGAGUUUUUCUCAGAAUCAUGGCUCAGGCUUGUAACUAGGUUGUGUUUCCUAUAGACAUGGCACCUCAUUGAAAACAUUGCCACCUUCAUUCUUUUUUGUUACCUAAAAAAAAAUACAUGUUUGAUCGUUACCAUAAUUAUUGUAGUUUGAAUGUCCAUAUGUCUUUUUCUUCCUCUGAUGCCAGUAUGCAGACUGCUGUUUGUAAUUUAGUUUUACACUGCUCAGAUGCCUCUGUGGUCUCUGUGUAUUUUCUUUCCUAUAAAAGCAUUAACAGAAAACAAAUCUAAUUUCCAAACCAGUGCAUCCUGUUUCCCAUAUACUGUAGUGCCUCAUGUGCAAUAUUUUUUUCACUUUAUGUUUCCUCCAUCACACAUGUGAUUUUCACACAUUCCUGCCCCUGGCUCAAUGUGAUAUUUGUUACUGUUGGAAUUGCUGCUUUAUUGCUGUUGCUUUUGUUUCCCCUUUCAAAAUAUCAAAAAGAUCUAAUUCAAAUGUCUUGGGACUUUGGGACUUCUGUUUUCCUAUGCAAGAGGCCAAUUUGUGGUGUGAAGACCAGAAUCUGAGUUGGCAGUUUGUUCUGAAUCUUUUUAAAAGGGGCUUCAUGGUAUUGCUCUUCUGUCAUGUUUUCAGCCGGCUUGAUACUGAACAGAACCUGGGCUAAUCCAAGAUCCUGUUUGGCUAAUAUGGACCAUGUGAAAAUGGCUCACAUCUCAAAAUACUACCAAAUGUGAAUUGUGUGUAUAUGUAUUCGCUUCACCCAUAAGCAGAUUGUGCAAAGCUGAAAUUUGCCAUUCAUAGACUUGAAUAUGAACCCUGUGUGUACAGUUCACAUUUCUUGGUGUUUUGAAGUAUAAAGGGUUGGCCAUAAGCAUGACAAAACUAGCAUCAGUGCUGUCUUCUUUUUUUGCCUCUGAGAAUUAGAUAUGCAAUUUGAUCAAGAUUUUCUCAUGGCCAAGAAAAUCAUCACCUGAUCCCAAAUCUAACUUUGCAGAAGCCCAGUUUGUCCUUUAUUUUCCCACUUGAAGCUGGUACACAGUGAAUUAUAACAAUGGCUAUCACAGACAUUUUAGAUAAAGGAUGUGACAGAAGUUGAAAGUAUCAUAGAAGUGGCUCUCUGGAGGUUGCCCUCCAUAUAUCUUAGUGAGCAAAUCAAGUUGGAGAACACUGUUGGCGUUCCUUUGUUAAUAUUUCACCAGUUCUCAAGCACAUCCCAGUCAAUCUUUCUUGAAGGGGGUACAGGAGAUAAAUAACUGAGGGUCAGUUCUGCUGCUUAUUAUGAUCAGGAGAGCAGCAAUACUGUCUUUUCAUAGGCAUUGUUUCUGUUGGCUGACAAAUGGAUUGCAAAGAACUGCAAUAGCCAGGGAUGAGUGACUUCUGUUUGACGCUGGGUUUUGUAUAAGCAAGCGACAGGAUGGUGUGUCAGCAUAAAAUAACAGAUGAGUGGCAUUUUCCCCAUGCACACUUCUACAUGCAUCCAUUUUUACUUCACUAGUGGCCAAAGUAAAAUACGUUGUUUGCUGAAAAAUAGUGGAAUGGCCAAGUAACCCAUCUUUCCCCACAACUGGAGCCACAGGAAGGCCAUAUGUGCUUUAUUUAAUAUGCUGGAACAACUGCUAGGGUUUUGCAAGGCUAAAGUGACGUCCCUGAGCAAAAAGCUAAGUUCUGAUCUAGGAAAUGUUUGAAAAGACCUCCAGUAGUUUAUCUCUCCUGAAUUUUAGGCUCUUUGAUAUCUAAAGCCGCCAGAAAAGAGGAUUGUUAGCCAUGCUUAAGUGUGGUGCAUUGACACAAUGGAGUUGCAGGUCUGAAACAAUUUGGUUGGUUUCUUUUGUUUUUAAAAAAGUGAUAGUACAUUCUUAACAAACUAGUCUGACUCUACUAGUUCAGGGAUCCAUUGUAAAGUGAAUUUAACUUUGUCUUGCUGCUGUGACUUAAAAAAAAAUUAUAAAUGUCUUGCUGAUUACAAAAGUGCUAUUUAAUGACAUGUAUAAUUCCAUUUAUUUAUUUCUUUGAGGUUUUGUUUUUCUGUUCUCCCCAGUGCUUUUAAUCAUCAGUCCACUUGUACGAAGUCAAUCUUUUGUCAUAAAACUAAAAAUCCCUUAAACAACUUAUUUUUGGACCAUUCCUUCCAGUAAAGCUGUAUUGGCGGAUUCAAGACAAUAAGAGGAAGGGAAAGCCUUGGGUUCUAGUUCUAUAAACCAAUUAAGCGCUUGAGCGGUAAAGUAACUGUGUAGUCUGUCCUCUUUCUUCUCUUUCCUGUUUUAAUGUUCAGGGAGUCUGAUAGUUUACAUGGGAUGUUGAAUUGGGGCCAAAGGGCAGAAUUUACCACCUGCAUACUGUCACACCAAAUUAACCUGGAUGACAGGUUAUGCAGCAAGGUAGAUUUUUACCUAUUUGAACAGAAAGGGGAAAAAUGGGUCUGAGAAUUAGAAUUGAAUGAUGUUGAUGUGUUAUAGGUUCAUUAAAUCUUUGGACUUAAAAUCCAAGCGCGAGAGAGAGAAAGAGCUUCUGUCCAAGGCCUGUUACCACUUCUUGAACAUUUGUUAACUUUUUAAGUUUUUUCCCCUAAAAAAUACAAAAAUUGGCAAAUGCACCAAAGAAACAGACAAGACGACGAUGAUUAGCAAACCGCAAACCUCAUCCUUUUGGAAACAAAACCAGAGUUUUGUAAAUAUUUCUGUUUAUAAAUGUACAGCAGAGUAAGAGUGUGUUUUUUUUAGAUUAUUUAAUUACCAUAUUUCUAAUCUAUUUACGAUAUUAGAGACCAUAUUUGUUAAUUCCAAAGGCUUCGGUUUGGAUUUCUUUUCUUUUCCUUUUUAACUUUUGCUUAAUUCGUUACCCGUGCUAGGAACAACGUUUCCCUUUUUGGGACAGCAUGUUGACACAGUAUUCUGUACUUGUUAGUAUUUGGUACUUCAUAUGGAGAAAGAAGAAGAAGAAAGGGCAAUUCUGGCUUCCUGCAGAUAGUGGUUUGUUAACUCGGAGCAAGCUACAAGAACUUGAGAUUCUUCCUUUGUCUCACCAUGAGUCUUCUCACUUCUUCUUUCUCCGACUUCAUACUGGUCUUAACAAGGACUUAUUAUUAUAUUCACACCAAUACAAAUGUACCAGGAUUCUCAAACCCUUUCAAAUCCUAGUAAAGAUAGGAAUCUUGGUUCAGUGCAUAGUAGAACAGUGUAAUUUUAAGCCAUUGUUAAGGCUAGUAACAGAAGCAAGCGAGAAAAUCGUGGCUGCUAGGAGAGCAGGGAGAAGAACAGAGCCCAUAGUCCUGAAAUUAAGUUCUGAUCUGCAAAUCAUGAUUUACAGGAAACCAGCAUUUAUUCUGUAUCAGGCUCAAACGAUUGAAAAUAUAGUCCUCCAAGAAUUUUGCUUCUAAAUCUUCUGGAGCAACUCGCUGGUUCUUGGGAUGUGGGGCCUGAGGUGGAGACUUGCGUUGUGAAUUUAUAAUGCACCUGCCAAGUUUUUAUGGAGGGCAGACUAAGGAAACUUGAAACCUAACUCACUAAGGUUGGUUCACUGUCACAACUUUUGUUCUGGGAAGGACGAUGUACCAUUUUACCCGCUAUUCUAGCUUCCACACAGCUAUUUCUGUGUUAGCAAUAUCGUAACAUAUUUUAUUCUUCCUUUUGUAAUGUAAAGUUUUGCGUUGGGUCAUUUUGAAUUAAAAUAAUUUACCAAAUUCUUUUA